AUGUUGGGAAUCAUACUUGUUGUAGUAUGGGCUCUGUCACCCGUUGGAGGUCAGGCAUCAAUUCGUCAACUCAGCUUUGGAAACGACACAUCAUCCUCGAAUGCGACUUUCACCUACAUGACACCAACCUCGAACGCGCUGGGCUACUAUGGUAAUCAAUCAUCGUAUCCAAUGCUCCACGUGCCCAACACUCUCUUUCUUGCAUCGCUGAUCGCAAGCCCAGACAUGAAGCAUUCGGCAUUGGACCUCUGGGGCAACUUCAAAGUGCCUUUGUUGGAAUCUUUCGAAAGUGCUGGUAGACCUGACCAGAACGGAUGGUACAACACCAGCGCCCCCGAUAUACAAUACGCGUCACUCGUCGGCGUUCCGAUAACCAGCAAUACGACUCUCCCCGGCAAAGACCACAUCUUCAAGGCCGAGACAUCAUAUCUUCACGUUGAAUGCCCGAGUGUCAAUGUGACUUCAUCAGAACCCACUUCCGCCCUCAAUGGCAGUACUUUCAAAGGUGCCGGUACCACAUUGUCACUGAACUUCGAUGCCAGCUGUGGGGGCGCGUCUGACUUCACGAAUGGAUCUAUUGCUGGCUUCGACACCUCAUGCACACCACCAAAAUUCGAUGGCGCGGAGCCGCCUUGUAACUUCACAUACUACGACUGGUACAGUGAGGCAUCGUCGUUCUGCGAGAUCGUGACCACGUAUGUCGAAGUGGAAGUUCUCUGCCCUUCAGACUCAUCUUGCGCUGCUCGGAGCAUUCGCCGCUCUCGUCUGCCUCAUCCACCAGCAACGCAAACAGUGUUGAAUGCACAUAUGGAAGGAGAAAAUGGACCCACAAACUUCAAUUGGGGUCUCUUCUCUGCGGCCUUUGUCACUUCAAGCACGGGGAAUUCUGGCUUUCCCACCGCAGUGCAAUGCUACCUAAUCGAUCCUGACAGCCCGUUAGACGUGCUGGCAGCACUCUUGAGCAAGAAAACCGCACCCGGUCUUCCUGUCACCAGGACAUCUUAUGAGAUCCGCAUGGGCCAAUUGAUCAACGCAUAUUGGACCAGCCUGACAGCAUUCCAGGCGUUAUCUCAAGCCAAAGCCACAGGAAAGACAGACCAUACCUUCAACAUGACCCAGGCUUUACUUGCUGGGAACACUCACGACCUCUUCCUGGGCAAUUCGUCGACCGUCACAGGACAAGAAAUAGCCCACUUUGAAAUUUUCGUCUGCCAUCGUGGCUGGGCAAUCACACUAUGUGCAGCAUCAUUACUUCUCAUCGCGGCAUGUCUGAUUCAGCCCAUGAUCAGAUGCUUCUUCAACAAAGCACCUGACCUCUUACUCAACGUUUCUAGCCUUGCGACAAGGGAUAAUCCGCAUAUUGCUGUGCCCGGGGGCGGAACGGCGAUGAAUGGAUCGGAGCGAGCGAAAUUACUGCAAAAGAUGAAAGUAAGGCUUGGGGACGUUGAGCCUGGAAACGAUGUGGGCCAUCUUGCGAUUGCGAGUGUCGAUGGUCGCGAAUCUGGAGCUGGGUCUGAGACGAGUCUGGGAAGAGUGCGCAGAGGACGACUGUAUAGAUGAGGUCAGCGUAAAGCGUAAAAGGUCACGCAUCUAAUCUCGUGUCAAGUGAAUGUGAACGCGCUUGGCAUGGCGCAGGUAGUCUGUGCGUUAUGUUAGCACCAUACUCAUAAUCUGUCGCAUCUCCUG
Pseudocercospora fijiensis CIRAD86 is the source of this 1686-nucleotide messenger RNA. RefSeq lists its product as uncharacterized. The transcript has a single exon. The record is from RefSeq and is a predicted model, not a curated record. NCBI's taxonomy places the organism in Eukaryota, Fungi, Ascomycota, Dothideomycetes, Mycosphaerellales, Mycosphaerellaceae. The coding region runs from base 1 to 1560 and encodes 519 amino acids.